Molecule: messenger RNA, 1658 nt
Organism: Patiria miniata (bat star)
Lineage: Eukaryota; Metazoa; Echinodermata; Asteroidea; Valvatida; Asterinidae
Product: microfibril-associated glycoprotein 4-like
Exons: 1
Coding region: 241-1275 (344 amino acids)
Source: RefSeq, a predicted model, not a curated record
CACCAGACCUCUACACCAGUAGAUAGCUAUCUAGAAGUGAUUUCGAGAAGUCUGCUUUAGCAAGCAGUGUUGUUUUUUAUUUUGGUCGUAUCGCAAUCAUUACUCAUAGUUCAAUCGGACACGACAAUUCGCUAAAUUUUAAUCCCUGUAAUUUCAACUAUUUGGCACGCAUUACAAGAAAAAAACUGAGAUUGGCGUUAAAUCCCUUGAUCUUAACGAGGACUUCAACUAAUGUAAACAAUGGCUAAACAGAUCUUUACUGGCCUGGAACUGUUUCACAUAAUAUCCUUCAUAUGCCAGGGAGCUACCUUGUCUGUCUCUGGAUUUAAAACUUCUUAUACAUGGGAACACACGUUUUAUGCCGCUGAAAAUUGCGCCCUAAAAGAGUUUGCGUAUGCAAAAAUAAAUGCGCGAUCUCGUGUCAUCUGCGGACGGGAAUGCAGCAUGGAUGAGCAGUGCCAGUCGUUUAACUUUAACGACUGCAGUAAAAUGUGCGAGUUGAACCUCGCCACCAGACGAGAGCAUCCGGAAGACUUCAACGCAACUCAAGGGAGUGUGUACUUUGAUGCAGAUGAGGACACACCUCUCUACUCACUGACUGAUAGCUCCUUGAAUCACUACAAAAGUUGCAAGAUGCUCUUGGAUGCCGGUUAUCGUUCAAGCGGUACCUACACAAUCUACCCAGAGGGAUUCGGUAAAGGCGGUCUUCGUGUCUACUGUGACUUGCAAACUGACGGCGGAGGAUGGAUCGUGUUUCAGAGGCGACAAGAUGGCAGCGUGGACUUCUACCGUAACUGGGCCGAGUACCAGUCUGGCUUUGGCGAUCUGUCCGGUGAGUUCUGGUUGGGCAAUGACAAGUUGGUGACUCUGACGUCUGAUGAUUCACGUGGAACAUGGGAGCUACGCGUUGAUUUAGAGGACUGGGAGAACAACACGGCAUGGGCAAAGUACUCAGAUUUCCAAAUAUCCCCGGGUGAGUACAAUCUGACUAUUGGUCGAUACGAUGUCACCAGCACCGCCGGUGACUCUCUUGAGUAUCAUAGAGGAAGCCCCUUCACAACAAAGGAUCGUAACAAUGAUGCAGUUAAUUAUAAUUGUGCCCAACACAACUCUGGAGCCUGGUGGUUUAAUUGGUGUUUUGCCUCCCACUUGAAUGGUCGCUACUACCCAUAUGCGAAUGAAGGUAGUUACAAUGGCGUGCAAUGGCUUUAUUGGAAACCAGUUCCUUAUUCUCUGAAAUCAUGUAGCAUGAAAAUGCGUGAAAUUGCACCAUGAAUGAAGAUUGUUCUUCUAGUGCAUGUAAACCAUAGAUGAUUGUUCAAUCAUGGUCAUCUAGUACCAUUUCGCGCCUUAAAUUUGCAUCACUUUUGAAUGGUUCACAUGCAAAUUGUAAAUCUGUUCAAAAUUAGGUGUUGUUGUAAAUAAAAGUUCACGUGCACAUGCAGUGCUAGCUGUACAUCUCUUUUCGGAAAAUAGAAGAAAGCGUACUUUCCCCUCACAUUGAAAACGCAUCAAAUCGCCUUUGCAAACACUGUCUAAUUUAAAUGGUGAAAAAAAUCACCCAAAUGGGGGAAAUGUGAUACAGAAAAGAACCUAGCUUGCUUGUUGACUCUAAUUUGAAAUUUAAUGCUGCCUUAAAUCCGCGUUCUAUCGCCAAA